Molecule: messenger RNA, 534 nt
Organism: Carcharodon carcharias (great white shark)
Lineage: Eukaryota; Metazoa; Chordata; Chondrichthyes; Lamniformes; Lamnidae
Gene: dynlt5
Product: dynein light chain Tctex-type family member 5
Exons: 4
Coding region: 1-534 (177 amino acids)
Biological process (GO): microtubule-based movement
Cellular component (GO): cytoplasmic dynein complex; cytoplasm
Molecular function (GO): dynein intermediate chain binding
Source: RefSeq, a predicted model, not a curated record
AUGUCUGACAUUGCAAAAGAUAAGGCAGCUCGCUUACUGAAAAAGACAGGCAGCUUUUCAUCGCUGAGCAGCUAUGACGUUAAAGCAAAAGAAAACAUGAAAAAGCAAAAGGACUCCAUGAGUACUGUGUCCUAUAUGGAUGAUCCAGGGCAUCAUGAUGACAUUCCACGUCCCACACUACAAAUGGAAAACACAUAUCAGUUAUAUCCGACAAAGUAUUUUCCAGGGGCCACUGUGAACAAUAUUCUCAAAGAUGUCCUGGCAAGCUACUUACAGGAGGAGAAAUAUGAGCCUGAACUCUGCAGGCAGAUGACUAAGACCAUCUCUGAAGUUAUAAAAGCUCGAGUAAAGGAUCUCAUGAUUCCACGAUACAAGAUUAUUGUUUUAAUCCAUAUUGGACAGCUGAAUGAACAGAGCAUCCGCAUUGGCAGCCGCUGUCUCUGGAAUUCCAGCACGGACACAUUUUCUUCCUUCUCUUUCUGUAACCGAUCUCUCUUUGCUGUUGCUAAUGUUUUUGCAGUGUACUUUGAAUGA